CAUGCCAUAGUUUCUCCGUCAGUUUAAAGUCCCCCGGCCCGCCAGCAAUCGGCGCCACAGUGAGCCUCCUAGAAAGAAGGUUAACAGCUUAGAUUAGGUAUACCCUGGGACUGUUACUCCUGUAGAGGGCUUGGACUGUUGCAUCUUAGUGUGAGAAGAGUGGUGCCUGAAAUGGAUUUGAUCGAGAUCUGUGUGCUGCAAACGAAUCCUGAUGUUGCUGUUGCAACAGAGUUGUUGUUAAGGAUUAUACAAUUAAGUUGGAUAAGGGUUUGUAUUCAGAUGUGAAUAGAAUGACAUGUGAAGAGACGAAGAAGAGCCCUUCUCUUUAAUGUAGAUGUAGCCAACUACAUUAAAGAUAUUCUGGAGGUUUCCCCGGGCAUCCACUGCGCUGGUGCACUCAAAUAUGAAAUCUUAGUUUUACCAGGACCAACUCUUGGUCCUGGUUGCCAUUUUUAACCAGGACAAGACAGUACACAAGAUGUUUUUUUUACUUCCCUACUGUUUAUUUGUAACUGCAUUUUGUCUAAGUGGCCACCAUGUUCAGUUUUUUCUUUUAACUGACUUUAAAUAUGUUUACAUAUAUAUACAUUUAGAUAUAUGUAAAUAUAUGUGUGUCUGUGUGUGUGUGUGUCUUUUACUUUCUGUAGGCAUCUGUGGAGAAUUGAAGAAAACAUUCAUUUCAGGGAUUUUUUUGUAUUUUGAUGUAUUUAAAUUUAUUCUGACAAUUUGUCCUCUAUUUGGAUAUAUAAAUAAUAAAUAUAGUUUAUAAACACAUGCUGUCACCAACUUCAUAUUAAUAUCAUUAUUUAUGUUGGAAAUGUGUUGCAAAUUCUAAAUCCAGAGGAGUCUUACUUUAGGGUAUCUGUGUUAAGGUCGCCAAUCAUAAUCACUCAUAACCACACGUAAGAUAACAGUAUUGAGAACACAAAAUAGUGCUUAACCUAAAACAUAUUGAUGUUGACACAUUGUGACUACCCCCUGCACCCUCUUUUGGUCAUAGCUGCCAAUACAUGGGCAGGGCUAGGCCUCAGUGUCCUAAUUACCUAAUUUACCACACCUGAGUCCUGAGGGGGUUAUAUAAGCCGGUUUGCACUCAUUCAGUGGGGCACCAUUUUGGUUGAUGCAGGCGCUGUCCUGAGUUACCCUGUCACAUGGGCACUUUGCCUUAUUCUCUUUGGUUCUACAUAGUCUCAGAUCUAACAUACACAAAUUCACCGCAUCCACUCACACACAAACCAUAUCUUGCAUUUCAACGUUAUCCCUAGACAUUUGUUUUGCCUUGUUUGUAGAAAGAGCAAAGGCAGAGAUUUUAUGACCCAAGACAGAGCCAGAGUGCACAGUGCUUCUUGAGAGCUUCAGAGAACAUGAUGUACAGCCUCACAGAGUGCAGGAACUACAAAGGGAUUUGUAGUUUUUUAAAUGGGCCUGAUGACGGUGCAACUGGCAGGUUUUACCUGUUCGGACAAAGGCCAACCAUGUCGUCGACAUAUUUAAUUACAUAUCCAAAGCCCACAACAUAACAUGACAUGACUUAUAGCUCUUCGGGAGCAGUUAGGGUGAGGACUGGAGUCAUGCUCAGAGACAACUCGGCUGAGGUUCCUGGGAUCAAACUAGCAACCUUCCUGAUAGAAGUCAACACAAGCAUUUACUCCUGAGUCAAGCAGACCCCGGGAUUGAUGGGGGGCCUCCUGUCACAUCAAUGUAGAUAAAAGCAUGUCAGUGUGCACAACUCCCCCAAUCAGGAUGUUGAGAGAGAGAAAGCAUACACAAAAGUCACGAUUCGAGAUGCACCUCAGACUGCAGGAACCUUCCUCUGAUCACAGGACUGACAGCAAGCACUGCAGCGGUCUCCUUUUGUAGCAGUUUUCUAAACCGAUCAUGGGGAAGACAAAGUUGUUGCUGGAUGUGGACACGGGUGUGGACGACGCCCAGGGCAUCAUGCUCGCCUUGGCUGCUCCCGACGUGCAAGUGCUGGGGAUCACGUGCACGCACGGCAACACAGCGUUGGAGAACUCGUGCAGGAACACACUCCGCGUGCUCAAAGAGUGCCAAAGGGGGGACAUCCCCGUGUACCGGGGCUCCGCGGAGCCGCUGCUGGGUCGCAUGAUGGACGCCAGCGACUUCCACGGCAAGGAUGGGCUGGGGGACGCCCCGGACCCACAGGCGCCCGGGCUGGACCAGCUGCAGGCAGAGGGCGCUGUGGCGGCCCUCAUCCGCCUGGUCACGGAGAACCCCGGCGAGGUGAACCUGGUGGCCACCGGGCCCCUGACUAACUUGGCCCUGGCAGUGAAGCUGGACCCGUCCCUGCCUGAGAAGCUGAAGGGCCUCUACAUCAUGGGGGUCUUCCAUUCCAGGGGCAACACCACUGUUUGCGGGGAGUUCAACUUUGUGGCGGACCCCGAGUCAGCCUUCAUCGUCCUGACGCAGUACCGCUGCCCCACCUUCAUCGCCAGCUGGGAGUUCUCCUGCCGCAACAAACUGCCCUGGUCCUUUUGUGAUGAGUGGCUGGCCCAGGACACAGGGAAGGCUCGCUUCAUGGGAAGGAUCUACAAUCACACCAUGGAGGUGGCGGUGUCGGUGGAGACGGAGGGGCAGUACGCGAGAGGCAUGAUGGUGCUGGACUACAUGGAGCUGCUGCCGCACAAACACAAGGCCACCAUCAUAAAGAAGGUUGACCAGGAGAAGUUCAAGGGGAUGAUGAUGAACGCGCUCAAGUAGAGGGCAACGCGUUGUGGAGCUGGUGUAAGAACAAGUCUGUGCUACCAGGGAUUACUGUUUGACGUUUUUUAUAUUUGAACAAUGUUACUCUUGAGGAGCAACAUUUGAAACAUUUGAAAACUACAAAUAGUUGUAUACAAAUUAUAUCAAUCCUGGUAAUGAUGUCAAAAUUGAAAAACGCCCAAGGUUGAUAUUCAGAAAUAAGAAUAUUUUGGAACAAGGUUUUACUUCAUGGUUCUGGAGGUCUUGUUUUGUUUAAAAUGAUGUCUUGUGUUUUGGGCAUAGACAACUACAGUAAUAGUUUUGCCAAGCGGUGUUUAAGUUAAACCAAAAAAAGAUUUGAAAACACACAAUCGGACUAGAAAUAAAACAUAUUUUAUUGAAAGCGCUUUGGAAUGUACACUUUUGUUGAGAGAGAAAGAAAACUGCUACCAACAGCUGA
Messenger RNA from Gadus chalcogrammus (walleye pollock), 3160 nucleotides. RefSeq lists its product as uncharacterized. Lineage: Eukaryota; Metazoa; Chordata; Actinopteri; Gadiformes; Gadidae. Gene Ontology annotation, molecular function: protein binding; hydrolase activity, hydrolyzing N-glycosyl compounds. The coding region runs from base 1879 to 2718 and encodes 279 amino acids. The transcript has 8 exons. The record is from RefSeq and is a predicted model, not a curated record.